GAUUUUGUAGCGGAGGGGGGCUACAGGGAUGGCUUUUCUGAGAAGUCACCACCUUCUCACCUUUUCUUCUAAAGACACAAUAUAUUGCUGCCAGUGACAUGAGAAGUCACUAAUUGUGUCAGGACUGUGUGUUCUGUGGUUUAGGGAUGCAGCCAGCCAUCCCCUGCAGCUCACUGUGUGCCGUGUGAGCCGUUUGCUUUGCUUUAAAUGUGCUGCCACAGUCAGAGGUUGAAGACAGCUGGUGCAUUUCUCACCCCAUAAGAGGAGCGAGAAGCCACCCAAGGCACACUCUGCUGCUGCACCCAGCCCCAGGUGUGGAAGAGCUGCUGUGAAGCUUUGCAGCCAGCCAGCAUAGGUGGGACAUGCUGAUUUUUGACAGCCGUGGUAAACUAAAGCUCCAUGAGAUCCACGUGAGGCUCUUGCCAUAAAUAGCUGUGUGCCAGCAGCAGAGCUCUGGUCUUGGUGCAUCCUUGCUUGCAGAGGUCUGGAGACAAAGCUGAUAGAUGUUGCCUCUAAUGGGGUUGGGUUCUGCCAACCUGCAUGAACAGAGCAGGGAGUUCUGCCAGCUCUGCUGACUCAGCAUGUGUCUGGUGAUUUCCUAAGAGAAGAUACAAGACUCUGUGCAAUCUCCUCCAUGUGUGCAAGACAUACAUAGUCACAGCUCUGUGAAGGUAAGCUUUUUUUCUCUGUCAGGAGCCAAAGUGAUGUGCUCUUACUACAGCCUUCAUGCAGAAUUCAUGCAGGUUCAGACUUGAUGGAUAUUGGGGAAAAUAAGAGGCUGAGCCCAGUGUUGGCAGCUACAGAAAACUGGCAAAGGCAGAAGGGAGGCAAGAGGGCAGGGUGCUGGGGUCUCUGCAGAUGGCACUCAGCAUUCCCCAGACUGAAAGCAAUGCACUCCUCCCUCCCCUGCAGCAUCCUGUGUCAGCUCACAGCCACCACCUGCGGAGCUUCGGUGUUUUUCAACCUGCUGCUUUGCUGACUAACACCUCCGCUUUCUGCCUGGCUCAUUCAUAUUUUAGCCCAUUUCCUGAGCUUUGAGGUGGCUUCUUCUAUUGCUUUCCCUUCCAGUAGAACACUGUUACUCAUGUCUCAGCUGUUCUCCUGCUAUUUUUCACUUAUUGUAAUGUAUGAUUAUUUUCCUCCUAAAUGUCACCAGUCAGUAAUAGGGUGUCUUGACCCUAGAGUUAUGCCAGGUCUGUAUUUUUGAUGGUGCUGAGGAUAUUGGUUUAACUCCAUUGUGACAGGAAGAAAAUACAGAGGUAGUACUGUUUGUGGGGAGUUUUUUCCCCAAAUCAUGAACUUGAUAACUGCAAGUGUGACUAGUUCCCUCUCCUACAGGAUGGAAUUGUCAGCUCUAAAUGUUAUUUUCUCUGCAUAUAUUCUUGCUGAUAAAUACCUACAGAUACCUAUCCUCCUUCCAGUCAUGGCAAAAUGUUUUUGGGUCAUGAAUAACUCUAACAGAAUCUACCAAGCCUUCCCUGGUGUGCCCUUCACACUUGCUUCUUGGUGAAUAUUGCCACUGUGAGCUGGGCUGAGACUACACUUUUAGUGAGUUAAGUUUGAGAAAAACAAGCCUUUAGGUGCAAUAUAUUUAAAUUUAUGAAGCUGUUUGUCUUAGAGUGCCAUCAGUGGUUUUGUUUUAAAAAUUAGCUCUGUAAUAUCAAAUGCAUACAAUUGCAUGGUUUAAAAGCAGUAUGGUUUGUGUCAGCCAGACUAUCACUCUUUAGAUCGAUCACAUACCUUUCCCUCCUUUCUCUGCACAAAUAACAGUACGGGCACAGCUUGGAGAGUCCUGUGUAAUCAGGGAGUGAAGGCUGCACCACUGUUCUGGUCUGCUAUCCUCACAACAGAAAGAUAUUAAUAAGUGCCUGGGGAAUGUCUAGCUUAGCUGCUCAGCCUCACUGACCCUGUGCUGUCCCACACUGCACCCAACAGUGGUGACAAUCUCCACAACCCACAGGCAGCAUCAGCUGAGGCAAGUCUUUUCUAGAAGCUUGGGCCUGACACUGUGCCUGCAAGUGAUCCACAAAGCACACAGAAGGGAGAGCUAGUCUCUUACAGAGACUGCUCCAAAACACUGUGAGGAGUAGCUUCUGUACUAAGUCUUGGGACCUUCUGUAUGUGUGUUCUAACAGUGCACAACCAGCCCAGCUACCAGCAACUACCUGGGAAACAUGGUCAAGAGCCACCUGCCCUGGCCUGAAAGACCUGAUGUUUCUCCCAGAUGGGAAAAAGGGUGGAUCAGAGGCAUGGAGGGCUGAAUGUGGAGCCCACUCAUCCUGCACCCUGCUGCUUUGUGCCAACUUUACUGCUGCAGUCUUCUUGGGUUAUUCCAGCUCCUUGUUCUUUACCUUCCUACCACCACACUACACUGUGUGUGCCAAAUCCCUCCACAGUGCUGCUCAUUUCCCUCUUGGCCAAGGACACAAGCAUGCAUGGGCUCCUUGCAGCCCCUUUUAAGGUAGGUGUAGGUGAGUUGGCUGACCCUCCCUCAGUGUCAGCCUUGCAACCUGCAGAGCCCCAGCCCAGAUACAAGCUGUAGGCAUGAGAUAGGGCAGGGAUGAGCCCCCCACCUGUGUAGGAGCCAGACCAUAUCCCUGCCUGUUGUCUGAGGAUUGGUGGUGUUGCCCUGGUCCUGGGGCCAUUUUGGGGAUGGAUGGAUGGAAGCCGAGUACAGUGGUGCUUGGCAGUCUCCAAUGUGGCACGUGCUGUACUAUGCAGUUUGGCUUAGCCCUUUAAUACCGUGACACUGAUGCCUCCUCACUCCAAGGGUCUUAUUCCACCAGCCCCACUAUGACCUUUUAGCUAUGUGAGUUUUUAUCGGCUCUCCCACCCUUUUCUCAUGUCAGAGAUCAGAGCAGUACAGUAAUAAAUAUUGUGUGGGUGUCUGGACCUGAAUUCAUCACCUCCUCUCACCACAUCCUUCUGUCAGCACAGUAAUACUGAUACAGUAGUGACGUCAAUCUCCAUUUAUCGCUGUGUAUUCCAACACACAACGGCCCUUGGUUGAGCACAAGUAGGCUUUGCUCUUAGUGCAGAUGAGACCCACCUUCCCCCCAGCUCCUGCGCAGAGGGGCUCUGCAGUCGCAGUCAUGAAUUAGCCAGGCUGGCCAUGGAGGUGUUGGAGGGCUGAAAUGCACAGGACAGGGCAGGUAAUGUCCAUGUUUCCACCAGUUUUCCCUGCUGCCGGUUUGUUGCUGCUUGAUAUUUGCAACUUCACUGUAACUCUUUCUUACAGCUGACAUGCCCUUUGUGCCCUGCCUGUCAUUGCUGUUGGCCUCUACUGAACAGCUGGAGCAUUCCCCUGUCUCCCUAUUGCUUCAGCUUUGUGAUUAGAUGGCAGUGUGUAUUGAUAAGGAAUUUUUUUCAAGAAGAGAGCUUGUUUGGGCAUAUAACUGGUGGAGUGUGUCUUCCACUCUUUUUUUAGCUUGGAUGUAGCAAAACUCAUUUUCUCAUGCUUGGAAAUAUCCUCUUUUUUACCUAAACUGAGUUCUUAAUUAGUUUUGGUUUGAGUUGGGUUUGUUUUUUGGUGGGGUUUUUUUGCUGUUUUGUUUGUUUGCUGGAGGGGGGGUGCAUUUGGUUCUGGGAUUUGUUUUGUUUUGGUUUUUGGAAGUUUUGUAAGUGCAUACAUUUCCUGAAAAUACUUCAGAUUGAGAGCUUAGACUGCAUCCGUCUUUGGCAGCUUAUAAUAUCAUAUUUCUAGAUCCUUAACAAAAAAUAAUCUUCAUAAAUGUCUGUGUCUGUAUUGAUCCUGUUUCCUAUUCACUGGUAUAUUAAAACCUUGUAGCAUCAUUUACAUAUGCAUAUCUAUAUGAAUGCUGAUCAAUUCUAUUGCUGUGGUCUUGCACACUGUGCCCUCGGAUACCCCAGGGUUUGCAGCAGUGGCACUCAGCAGCUGUACAAUGCCUGACAUUUUAUAAGAAUUAAGUGACUGUGUUUCAAGGCUCCGUAAAGCUGACUUGGAGUUCCCGUUUCAUAGACCAAGAUGGUCUGAAUGAGGAGGUAGAAAGAACUUAUCUAAUGCCUGACAGGGAACAAGCUCCUGGCUCUGCUCAUUGCCCCUUGCCGUUCUUCCCUCCAGGUGAACAAUCGCGUGCUGACAGAUGGAAGCAAAUGGUAAGUGUGUGACAAAUGGAGGGGUGUAGGAAAGGUGGGGAUCUCAAUCACAGACUUGAAUUGAGGUUUGCAGGGGACCUGACUGGAGAAAGCUUCAGAACAAGGGCAGUUAUACAUCUCCAUUGAAGUAAUGAGGUCUUUCAGACAUCAAAGAGCACAAAGACACUGCUGCAGAGCUGCAGCUUUCCCAGCUCUUCUGCAUAUGCCUUGUCUGCCCAUGUCUUGCCACAACCUGGAGCACACACAGGGGAUCAGACACACAGCACUGACACUGUCUGUGGUGCUCUCAGAGGCUGCAGUCCCUUCCCACCACACUGAGAUAGGAGAACUCUGCAAGAAGAGAAGGAGAUAAGUGUUGUACUAGUCUGUGGGCACUGGCAGGGGUAAGAGAUGGUACAGUGAAGUCCCAAGUGAGGACUUGGACUUUACCCAUGUUAGCAGAUCCUACUGCUUUUCUUUUUAUUUUUCCACUGUGUUCUUAUUCAGGAACCUCCCUUCUAGAUUACAAUGCUGCCUGUUAACCUCUCUCCAUUGUGUAAUGGCAGCCUUUGGUAACUCCAUAAAACAUCUUCCCAAUGAGCUACUUGUGUUUCUUGCUUCAAGUUUUCCUUGUUCAGUCCCUCCUGUCUCAUUGGGUUGAUGGUACCACUCUGAGGAGUGGAAGGCAAGUAGGGGAGGCACUUGGAAGAAACCAUAGUCCACUAGGUAAAAGCAGCAAAUACUUUCCUUGUGUUGCUCUGUUCAUUUAGGCAAGAAUGGGGGUGAAAUGAGGGAGCCACAGCAGUCUCACGGAUAUAAAGUGGCAGAGGCCCUGCCAAUUGGAUUCUGAAACAAGUGGUGGGCCUGCAGACCUCUCUAAGGACCCAGCCCUUCCCUCCUUCCUUCCUCUGCUGAAGAAGAGGCAGCAAGUUGCCUUUCUUGGCCUUCCAGGGUGGCCAAGACUGUGGAGUAUGACAGUCACAAAACGAAGUGAUACUGAGAUGGGCUUAUGGUACAGCCAAUCUUGGCAUGGAUGAGCAGGUUUCAGAUGGCAGGAUAACAACAGGCCUUCCUCAAAGGAAUGGGGAUUUGGAGAAGAGCAGUGGAAGGAUGAGUGGGAGUACAAGGUGGGGUUAGACAGUGGGCUGUAUCUCAGUGACCAGGAAGUGCACCCCCAGAAGUAGUGGUAACAGCAAGAGUUAUUAUAUAGAGGAAACUUGGAGAGCUGGGACCAGAGGGAUCAAGAAAAGGUGUUUCCUCAAGGUGAUGUAUGAUGCAGAAAGAAAGGCUGGAGUGGGGGGGAAGAGAGCUUCUGUCCUGCCACUGGCAGCAGGUGAGAGAGGCUGGCAGGGUGCCUGGGGCUUCUUGCUGAGCUGGAGCAGUGCUUCCUGGGCAGGAUAUGUUUGGCAGGAAAGGAGGGGCAGCAGCUGCACCACUGCUCCCACUGCAGGGCUGAGGUGCUGCAGCCACUGAAUGUCUGUGGCACCUCCAGAAUGAGAUGAGGCUUGCUGAUCUCCUCUGGCACCUGGGGAGCACAUCCCUGAGCUCACACAGGGCUACAGGGGCUUUCUGCUGGCUGCUAAAUUUAUUUGCUUUCAUUAUUUGAGUAAACCUGGGAAAUUUUUUUAACACCACAAAUGUUCCCCACGUGGUAGAGGCCUCACUGGCUUCUCUCUGCUGAGUGACUGUCUGGGUGUUUGCUGCUGGUGGUGGAGGCAGCACAGGCACCCAAGAACCUGGAUACCUGCAACCCCCCAUAUCAGUACAGGCUGGAGAUAAAUGGAUCAAGAAUAGCUUUGCUGAGAAGGACUUGUGGGUGCUGGUGGACAAAAAGCUGGAUAUAAGCCAUCCAUGUGCACUGGUAGCCCAGAAACCACCUGUGCCCUGGGCUGCAUCCCCAGCAGUGUGGACAGCAGGUUGAGGAAGGGGAUUCUCCCCCUCUGCUCUUGUGAGACCCCCCACCUGAAGUUCUGCCUGCAGCCCUGGGACCCCCAACAUGAAAAGGAGCUGCUGUACUGAGUCCAGAGAAGGCCAUGGAGGUGCUCCAAGGACUGGAGAGGCUACAGACAGGUUGAGAGAGCUGGAGUUGUUCAGCUUGGAGAAGAGAAGGCUCUAGAGAGACCUUAUUGCAGCCUUUCAGUAUUUAAAGGAAGCUAGUAAGAUAUGGACAGACUUUUUAGCAGAAUCUGUUGUAAUAGGACAAGGGGUGAUGGUUUUAAAUUAAAAGAGGGUAGGUCAGACUAUGUGGCAUGGCACCGAAGUGCAUCAGCACAGCCUUUCCCUGCAGUCACUGCUGUACAUUGUUCUCUUUUGUGCCACAUGGGAGGCGGGUUUUUUUUCUGGUAUGUCUUCCUGGAGUCCCUUAGCUAGAUAUUUUGUGUUUAUUUAACCAUGGGUAGGCCAAAUCAAUGACUUCUCACCAGCCUUGCUCAUACAGAUCCACAAUGAUCUUCAGACUCUUUUUGACUAAUUCACUGCACAGAUGUUUAACCCUCAGCAAUGUCACUUCCCAUAGUAGUAAGCCAUUUCUAGUUGCAGGAAACUAAUGAAUGAAAAAAUGGGUUAGCACUUAACCCAAGAGCCUUUCCUGUUGCAUGGAUAGCCUAAGGCUGCAGUCACUGCUGCUUUCUCUGUGCACAUGCUGGCAAGGAACAAGGAUUUCACUGACCUCACCUGUGGCCAGUUGGCAGGGCUGUUGAUCAUCCCUCCCUCAGCCCAUGGAGUAGAUACACAACACAGGAGAGCUGAAAUUACUUGCCUAAAUAAAGCACUUUUAGACAUUUAAUGAAAGCAAGAUCAAUUCCACCUCAACCUUCAUUGUAUUAGUAGAUGUCUGAGCUGAGCUUUUAAUUGAUUGGGGGGUUUUGUUUGUGUUUUUCUUUUUUUCUUUUUCCCCCUCUCCCCCAGGACAUCCAGUCCGAACCAACAUGAGGAACAAAUGGUGGCUCCAGAAUAUUUCCUUCUUCCUUUUAUUCCAAUACACUGUGUGUUGUGAAAACCUCACUUGUUUUGUGGACUACAUACAGACCCUGUCCUGUAUCCUGAAAAAUGACUUGGGUGCUGGUUCAUACAACCUCACUGCAACAUGGAUUCCUGAGGAAGAUCCUGAAAAUAUUGUGGCUGCGUGCAGUCUCCUGCAAUUGUCCAGGAACACCAGUCACACAGAGUACAUGUGCACUGUGGACAUGACUGAACUCCUAGGAGAUACCAAAGUCCAAGUGGAUGUUACAGAGGUAGCUGAUAGGCAGCAAGUGAUUUCCAAAGACUUUUAUUUGUCAGACAACAUCAAACCACAGCCUCCAUUCAACCUGACCACUUUGUUCUCAGAGGGUUACAAUAUUUCUUGGGAAACCACCUACCAGAAAUCUCCCUUCCACUUUUUGAAUGAGGAGCUGGAAUAUCAGCUGCGUUAUAAGAGAAGAACUGAUACCUGGGAGACUCAGAAGACUAAAGCUGUUCAUGAAGGUAAACGGACACUGGUGAUCCUGCCAUGGGAACUCCAGGUGAACACUGAGUACGAGUUCCAAGUGAGAGCCAGACCCCGCGAAGACAGCGGCUACCAUGGGUUUUGGAGUGAAUGGAGUCUUCCAGUGUCACUGAAAACCAGCCCUGCCGCAGUAACACAAACAGCAGGUAUGGGAUGGCUGCUGCUGUUUGGUGUUGUUGUGUCAAUCAUGGCUUCAAUCGCAACCUUUCUGGCCAAACAGCAGAGCUUUUGGAAGAAGAUGGCUUGCAUACCAGACCCUGCUCCCUUUUUCAAACCUCUUUACCUGGCGCAUAAUGGAGAUUUCAAGAAGUGGGUUGGUGCAUCCCAUACAAAAAUGACCUUUGAUUUCUUUGAAUGGGGAAUAGUCCUUCCAGAAGUCCUAGAAGUUUACACCAUGCGUCCUUCUAACAGCACCUCACAGGAAGAGCUGCAUGAGCUGAGAAAGAAUCUGCCUUGCAAGACCUGUGUGUCUUGCCUGACUGCCCCAGGCCACAAUAGCCAGUCCCUGUGGUCCAGUGUAAACAGCAGCAGUGGGACUGAGGAGCAGGAGCAGUCAUACGGGCACUUGUCCAUUGAUACGGUGACUGUGGCUGAUGAAUUUACAUCCUGUAACUGCCAGUGCAGCUGUAACCACGUGUACAGGGGACAUGAGCAUACCAAUGAGGAAGAUGAUAGUGCUGGAGGACCUGGCUACCCCAAGGUUAACAUUGAUGAGGAAGACAGAAAGAUAUCCCAUGACUUGCAUCUGGCUGACCUGAGCACGCAGGACAAAAUACUUGCGUCAGGUUCCGUGUCCACAGACCACUUGAGGAGCACAAGUGUCCCAAUCCACCAGCAAGUAGAAAGGUCUUUAGAAGGAGGAGUGGGGAGCAUCCUAGAAGCCCUUUGCUUGCAGCCUCUUCGGUGGGAUUUGGAAAAUCCAGGUUCUCUACCUUCUCCUGACGGUGACAGUGUUUCCUACAGUGAAGGCUCCUACGACUUCUUCCCUCACAGUACCAGGCCCGGUGACAGUUACCCUACGAUCUGCGUUGAUUUGGACACUAUUGACAGUGGCUUUGCGGACUCAGACUGUGGAAGUCCACUUGAUUGUGAAUUUGGGCAAAACAGUCAGACCAACUGUGGGCCCAUCUCUCUUGAGCAGGAGGGGCAGGACUUUCCACGGAGCUACGUCAAGCAGUGGGUCUCCUGUCGCUCUGACAGCCCUGUCAGUGGGACACAGGCAAACUGAGGACUUGAUGUUGUUUGGCAGAGUGUGGGGCCUUUCUUUACUGUGCCAAGAGCAAAGUGUUAGCAAAAUUCAGAAGAGAAACAAAGUUUGCUUUGUGUAAGCUUCUUGCACACAACUGAAAACUGUUAGGUCCACAGUAAUACAUGCCUAUUUCUAUUGCCACUUAUCCUAUUAAUGUCUAAAAUUUGUUAUGAUUGUUUCUGGGUUUGGUUGGUUGGUUGUUGUCUUUUUUUUUAGAAUCCUAAGUACCUUGACAAUUAUUCUUUGGGUUAUAUAGAUGUGCAUUUUUUUUACAGUAACCUUUGAAGAGUACAGAACAUUAAAUUAUUUUCCCUGGUGUUUUCACAUGACUUGGGAGUUUGGCUGUACAUGGACUCCUAGAAGCAUAACCCAUGGCAAGCAUGUUUGCUACAUUAAGGCUCCCCUACCCUUUCCAAACAACAUGUGGUAUUACUUUUCCUACUAAUGUCUUUUGGCUCUUUAAACUCAGCUGUAGUAGUUUACUAGUUAUGGAGGUCCCAGUCCUGUCCAUGGGGUAUGAUCAAAACCAAUUCUUAUUUAAUCACCAUAGAAAUGUAUGUCCAAGAGAACAAGCACAGCUCAGGUUUCAGAAAGACUUUGCCUUUCCAGGUGGAGUCUGUAAAUGAAAAGUCUUCAGAAUAUAUAAUUCCAGACAAACUCUUUCUACUAGGCUACAGAGUCAGCUUAUCUCCCAGCACUUUUCAAGCACAUUAAUUGAGCAGCUUUUAGAGCUAUGCCAAAAUUUCAGAAAUGUUGUCCUACUUGGAUGUGCCUGCAACUUCUGCCUUGGACUUGCUCUACUGCUGCUAACAGGUCAGUAGCACAGAUUUUGAGCAAUUUCUGCUAGCUAAUAAAGCUAACUAUGAAACUGCAAUUUGCACUGUAACUGUCAAUCUGUUUCCCUGACAUCACUAUCUCUCAUUUGUUUAGGCUAAUUGUCUUUAAAAGUUACUGCAAUACUGAAAGUGAAUGUGAAGACCUACAUCUUAUGUUGGCAUAGUGCUGCCUGGCUGUAGGAGGUCCUAUCCUGAGAGAAUCUUUGUGGUGAAUGAUGUUUGUUUCCAGUGCAGUAAUAAUCUGUUGUUGCUGUGAUACCAAUAAACUCCCUUCCCUCUUCUCCAUCUCUUAACUGAGACUAUAGGCAUCUCCACAGCUCCCUAAACAGAAGGGAGUACUGUAAUGAAGAGAAGCUCUUUCUUUCACAGGCUCCUUGGAGCAUCACACUCCUCGCAGCAGUGCUGGGCUCAUUUGCUGUGUUCAGGUAACAGCAAGUAAUGCAAACUGAAAACAUCUUUUAAAAACACCACGUAUUGCUGAGUAGAUCGGGUCCAUAUUCUUCGUAUUAAACUUUGCCAUAAGAAUACCAAAUCAGAAGCUUUCAGUGAAAAAGUAUAAUUUUAAAUUAAAACUUCAUCAGGAGAGAAUUCACAGAAUAGAAUUCCUGAUU
Molecule: messenger RNA, 10278 nt
Organism: Neopelma chrysocephalum (saffron-crested tyrant-manakin)
Lineage: Eukaryota; Metazoa; Chordata; Aves; Passeriformes; Pipridae
Gene: IL21R
Product: interleukin 21 receptor
Exons: 10
Coding region: 7023-8810 (595 amino acids)
Biological process (GO): cytokine-mediated signaling pathway; immunoglobulin mediated immune response
Cellular component (GO): external side of plasma membrane
Molecular function (GO): protein binding; cytokine receptor activity
Source: RefSeq, a predicted model, not a curated record